AUGAAAUUUGUGAGCUGUCUACCGGUCUCAGAUGCUGCUGUGGAACACGAAGAAGUCGAUGAGGUAGUUUUAUGCGAAUCCCAUUUCUCGCAAGACAAUUUUCCAUCAUCCGCUGAUGCUAUAGAGAACCUAACCAUAGAAUGGUUGGUGCUUAGCGAAGGAAGUGAAAUCCAUCAGAGGCACAAUUGCCGUUUGUAUGAUCUACAAGUCUUCACGGAUGCUAGUGAGACGAAAUACAUUUGGUACGAGUUGCUUAGACAACUAACCAGCCACAAGGUUUACAACCCUGAUAUGGAACAAAAAGUUAGAUAUACACGAUGGAUUUGUAAUGCGCCUGAAGGAGGUGAAUGGAGCCUAUGUAUGGAACUGAAAUCGGGUGGAAUUGUCAGGAAAAUUGCUCAAUUACAACUAACACCAGCAUCUCAUUGCGAAUUGAACCUUUUCCAAAUGGCAAAUACACUAUUUCAAGAGUGCUGUGCGUGUAAUGAUAAAAUGGCACAAAUUAAGUCUCAAACAGAUACCAUAGAGCGUCAUCUCAAUGACUUGCAAGAGGAAAGGAAACUCUUGGAUCAAUUGUUGGAAAAAAGGGAUACCAAAACGAGAUCUGUUGUCGUUGGUCUAUUGAAUGAGAAAAAAAGGAAGAUAGCAGAAUUACAACGACAGUUGAAGGAUCAAGGACCUCAGGAUGCUGAACUAAUUAAUCGUUACGUUACAGACCCCGUCAGGGGGCACAUUUCGCCAGGAAGAAGGAGAAAACGUCUUGACAAUCAUAAUAGUGAUACAAGAAGGAACCCGAGACUAGCGCCACCUCCAAAGAAACUGCGAGUCAAGAAAGAAGAGUCAGGAUCGGAACCAGAACCAGAACCAGAAGGAAAACAGGAAUUCAAGUUUUUGGGAAUUAAGAAACAAGACAAUCCCGUAAAACAAGAGGAUGAAGAACUGCCAGACCCAUCGACAAGCUCUACGAAUGAGAGUACGAGCCAUACGGAAAACAGUACAGACGAAGGUGAGAACGGAGACGAAGACGAAGAUCAAGACGAAGAUGAAGAAGAAACAGAUGUGGAAUAA
This is a messenger RNA of Zygosaccharomyces rouxii, 1068 nucleotides long. It is a transcript of the gene LIF1, whose product is annotated as Lif1p. The transcript has a single exon. The record is from RefSeq and is a predicted model, not a curated record. NCBI's taxonomy places the organism in Eukaryota, Fungi, Ascomycota, Saccharomycetes, Saccharomycetales, Saccharomycetaceae. The coding region runs from base 1 to 1068 and encodes 355 amino acids.